Messenger RNA from Ostertagia ostertagi, 183 nucleotides. Lineage: Eukaryota; Metazoa; Nematoda; Chromadorea; Rhabditida; Trichostrongylidae. The record is from the annotation of a GenBank genome assembly.
AUGUGUCGUCAAAAAGAGGUGAACAUUUCCCUAUUGGAGAAGAAAACAUCUGAUUUGAAAGCUGAACUGAAAUCUUUUAACGACAUCCAACAUGAUCUGCAACGAGUAGCAAAAGCGUUCGAUUUGAAACCUGAACAGCAAAUUGAAAGCGAAUCUUACAAGUGCACCUGUGGGCAGUGCUAG